This is a messenger RNA of Strongylocentrotus purpuratus (purple sea urchin), 6500 nucleotides long. RefSeq names its product transcriptional repressor p66-beta. The transcript has 7 exons. Gene Ontology annotation, biological process: negative regulation of transcription by RNA polymerase II. Gene Ontology annotation, cellular component: NuRD complex. Bases 357 to 2879 code for a protein of 840 amino acids. NCBI's taxonomy places the organism in Eukaryota, Metazoa, Echinodermata, Echinoidea, Camarodonta, Strongylocentrotidae. The record is from RefSeq and is a predicted model, not a curated record.
CCAGUGCGGGCGACCCCUACGGUAAACAACAAUCUGAACCUUCGCCAUUUUUUACGGAAAUUGAGGUCGAUGCGGACAAUGCGAGGAAUGAGAAAGUUGCUCUCAGUAGUCCUGUGGUGUUUGGCUUCGCUGUUGCCCAUUUAUUAAAAUAUGAUAUCUGUGGAAUUUAAUACGGGAUAUGAUUUUUCUUUCCUAUCGUGUUGCACUUGAAUCGUGAUAUUGUCAACUUUCCAUUUUGACGACCCCUCGUUCACGGGAUCCUCCACUAUUGGCCGGAGAUUUGAAUAUCACGGGAACUCCGAGGUCAUUUAUAACCCCUGCGCCAUUUCAUGUUUUGAACAGAUCCAGACUGCACAAUGUCCGAGGAGGCAUCCGAUGUUACAACAGGGUCUGCACCUGGUAAACGACCUCUGGAGUUAUCUUCAGAUAUCAACGCUGAUUCAGAUGACUCAUCAGUAGCCCCUAAAAGGAUUAAAGUUGUUGAUGAAAACAAUAAAGUGGAUUCACCGAAGUCACACAAUGCAAUUAGCAAUGGAGGACUAGACUCCCCUACGAGCAACGGAGAGGACAAACAUGAGCCGGAAGACAAUGGCAAUCGAGAGGACCAAGCUGAUGCUGUGCCUAGUUCUGUAGCACAGGCAGAAAAAACACAAGCAGAGUCUCCACUGCAGCCAGAAGCAAACGGAAAGGAUGAGGACACUGCCGGUACUCCCGCUUCUGAAACAAACUCUGAGGAACCCGCCCCUUGCAACUCGAACAGUGACAAGAGUGAGCAGGCAGAAACGAGUGAUGAACAGACAGAAGUGGAUCCUCCUAGUGAAAAGGAUACAGAUCAGUCUGAUGAACACAAAGAAGAAUCAAACAGUGUGAAUGUGAGGGAUGUAAAACCAGAUAGAACAGAUAACUCAGGGAGUUGCAAUGGUGAGGGCAGCAAACAAAAAAACAAUGCAAGCGACGCUGACGCUGUACAGAGUAGUGAGAAAGAGGAGUCGGAAGGUGACAAAGUCAAUGGUGCAGAAAGCGACAGUGAAGCAAUGGAGGUGGACGUUGAGAACGACACAGUCGAUACGGCAGGGACAAGCUCAGGCAAAGCAGAGCCAAAGUCUGAGUCAAAGUCAGAGCUGGAGUCUGCGCCGAAGUCAGAGCCGAAGUCAGAGCCGGUCAGUACCUCCGAACCUCACAGUGUAAGUGACACCAGUGUGCCAAAGGACAGCUCAGGUGCUCAAACAGUAGACACUUCAAAAAGUGAACAACCUGUAGAAGAGGAUAUGGACUCGCAACACAGUGCUAAAGACAGCGAUUCUAAUGACAAAAUGGAAAUAACUCCAGACGAUAAAGACAAUGAUAGUGAAAAGCUCAAUAACAUUCAACCAGAGGACAGGGAGAAAGAAGAAACGGAAACUUCAGAAAAGAAAACGAUGGAAGAUUCUACGAAUGAUGCUGUGGUAGUCAGUGAAGAGAAUAAGGAGAACAAAGUAGAAAUCCUUAAAGAUUGUCUUCAUUUGCUUUCUGAAGAACAACAUGAAGCUCGGUCAAUCAUUAUGAAAAAAUUGCAAGAAGAAUUGAGAAAUGAGGAGACAAAAUUGCUACUUCUGAAAAAACUAAGAUUGAAUCAGCAACAGCCUGUAUCAGUACCUACUAAACCAGAGGGAGCAGCAGCAGCAGCAGUAGCUGGUGCCAAUGGUACAGGACCUGCUGUUGGCCAUAGAACUGGACUGCCACCAACCAUGGCCCAUUCCUCCAUGACAGGAACAAAGCCCCAUGCUAGUAUUCAGCCACAAUCCAAUUCCUCCUCUCAUCGACCUGACAUGCCCCAGUUGAUGCGUGGCUCCCAUAUACAGCGGCAGUUGCACAACUACCAGAAGGGCCACUCGGGACCCCCGCCCCUGAUCAUGGCCCAGCAGACGAGCAGAUCCUCUUCAUCGUCUUCUACAUCUCAGUCGGGUCAGAUGGUUCGUGCUCCCGUCGUGAGAAUUUCUACAUCGGCAGGGGCUUCGACCACUCCAACUCACAGUGUUUCACGCCAGAUGCAACAUCAGCAGCAGUCGAGCAGCAGGCAGAGCCAGAUGGCCAACGAUGGCCAGUCGGCAGCCAGUAGGCAAGCAGCUGCAAAGUUGGCUCUUCGGAAACAGCUCGAGAAAACCCUCCUCCAGAUCCCCCCGCCAAAGCCUCCUCCACCAGAAUUGCACUUUUUGCCCAGUGCUGCCAACAACGAGUUUAUCAUUCUCGUCGGGCUGGAAGAGGUGGUAAACACGAUCCUUGAUCUUGAUAAAAAGGAUAAAAACCAGUCAAAGGGAUUUGUACAGCCAUACAAGUGUGCACAGUGCAACACAGACUUCACUACUAUAUGGAAGCAGGUUAAGAUGGAUCCCAAGCAAGGCAUCAUGUGCGAGUCGUGCAUCGUGUCCAACCAGAAGAAGGCCCUGAAGGCAGAGCACACCAACCGUCUCAAGACGGCGUUCGUCAAGGCGCUGCAGCAGGAGCAGGAGAUUGAGCAGCGCAUCCAGCAGAGUCAGAGCACAACUCAACAACCAUCUACUAGCAGGGUUAGCAGCAGUUCACAAAGACACAGGACUCAAAACAUUGUCCAUCGCAGUCAAGCUAGCUCCAUGCACCAUUCAUCCUCGUCAUCAUCCAGCCAGGCACACAGGCAGAGGGUCAUGAAUCCAGCACCAAGCCAGAGGGUCGUACAACAACCUAUCCAUUAUGCCUAUAUACCCAACUUUCCUGUAUCUGCACCUCAGAUCCAGAUCAUCCCCAAGCAGCACAUGGUAGCUACUCAUCGCACUUCUGCUGAUCGGCAACGGGAAUACCUACUGGACAUGAUCCCGUCCAAGGGACUGGGCCAUCCGCAGAACUCGGUCAUAUGGAAACGAUGAGAAAUUCCUGAGACUGCAUCUCCUGUACGUUCCCGCUCCCAGUUUCACCCAACCCUGAACACUGAAGGAACAGUAUAUUAACAUCAAAGGCUUUUCCUUCUGUAUGUUCUCUCUCCCUGAUUUGUCUAUGAUGAAUGUAGUAUGGUCUAUAGAAGAAAAACAAUGUAUGGGUUCAUUAUAACCUUCAGUUUGAAAGUGUUUAGAACAUGGCCUGGGCUAUCUUGAUACUUUAUUUCACGUGUAAGCAUUCUGCUGUAGGUUUCCCUGCCCAUUUUACGUAGCUGUAGUCACAGAUGUGGUUCCCUAUGGUACAAUAUGACAUCUUAGACUCUCCGGUCAGUUCACUCUCGCUGUUCUUCCUGUCACUGGUCCCUGAUGUGGUACAAUCCAUAGCAAAAUGUAGUAUGGAUUUAAAAUAACUUUCAAUUUCAAAAUGGUUAGAACAUGGCCUGGGCUGGGCUAUCUCGAUUCUCUAUUUCACAUGUGUGUGCAUUCCCCUCUAGGUCCCCCCCCCCAACCUAUGUCCACCCAUUUCUGACCAUCCAUGGAGUUCUCUCUGGUACAAUCUAUCGAAAAACAUAUCGAGGGGUCAGUGACACAAAGACGUAACUCCAUUUUGGCCAUUUUGAGAAAAAUUGGUUUAUGUGUCAUUAAGGAGUCGAGUCUUAUGUUUCACUAGCCAUUGACUUCAAUGGGGUGUCGGGUGGAGCUACGUCUUUGUGUUUCCUGGAAAGCCCACAUUUUUUCUGAACAUAUCAAAUACUCAUUUUGGCAAAAUAUGGAGUUACGUCUUAGUGUCACUGAACCCUCGAUAUGGACUUGAUCAUAACCUUCUGUUUAAAAACGGUUGGAACAUGGCCCGGGCUCUCUCAAACCCAUACUCUAUUUGCAUCAUUUAUCAAUUACGAGUGGUUCCCAAACUAGCCAGUGCUAGCUUCCAUGUGCUUAUGAAGAAAUGUACUUACUUUAUAUGUUGGAGGGAAUGGCUCCCCCAUAGACCAGUGCAUAUUAGCUUGCUAUCAUAUACCUCUUCAUAAUAUGAGGAAAAAAUUAUCCAAGGUACUUUGACAGUAAUUGGUUCAUACUUCUCCUUUUCUCCUCUUAAUGUUUUAUUAUCUCUUAGAAAACAGAAUGAUGCAGAUUCCAGAAAUCAUCAUGGAUAUAGACUGAACCAUAUUGGUUCCAAUAAUCUAUAUCAUGAUGUAAUCUGCCUUCAAAUUUGAGAUAGAAAUAAAUGUUUUUUGGACAUAAUUCUAACAAAUAAUGCAAGGACAUACUCAUGAUCUUUUAGCAAAUGUGAUGAGAAAACAGAUCCACAUGUUAUUUAAAUUGUAUUAUUCCCAGCAAACGAGCACCUUCUGAAAUUAUAAAAGAAUUAAGACCAUCUGUCCAAGGCAUUUUAUAACACUUGUAAGAACAAGUGUGUAGGUUGCAUUUCAAAAUAUAUACGUAGACUGGUGCAAAAAGAACCAAAGUUGUGCAAUUUUUAGCCUGCUCAAUAUGCCUACAUUAUUCACUAAUAUUUGUUUCCUUUUGAUGAAUCGGUGAGAUAAAUAUAUAUAUUCUCCCUAUUCUCAUCUUUGGUACUGUGGAAUACUCUAGGAAAGUUCUAUAUAUUCAUUGCAUAAAUGACCCCCAAUAUUUCAUACCUUGACAUCCAAUUCAGUGUAAGAAUAAGUGUGUGAGCUCCCGUAUGGUCAUGGCACUGAAGUAGAUACUGUGAUGAUCAUAUUUCUGAAUGAUUUAGCCACAUCCAUAUAAUCACUGUCAAAAUUAUGUGCUCUCCUUGAUACCAUCUUUUCAGCAAGGAAUGUGUGAAGUAUGAUAUAUUGAGCAAGUAGAGAUUUUGUGUUACGUUUGUAUUCCCCUAUCAUUUGUAAGAAAGAUGUAGCAUCGUUUGCAUGAUUUGAAGGCAGCGCAUGCUUGGAAAGUUUGUAUAAGUGCUAUUUUCUUAGUCCAAAUAUCCUCAUGAAAAGUAUAGCAUUUCAUGCUUGCAAGUAAGUAAAACAACAUGGAAAUUGGAAACAUACCUCCAGUUUUGUGUGUAUGAUAACAGGGAAUGGUGAAGGUCUUGAUCAAUGACAUGCAUUGAUUGAGUGGGGUUCAUGUCUCUCCCGGGGAAAAAAAAGUGACUAUAUUUCCAUAUUAUGCAACAUAGGUAUUGAAAAGGCAGAGAGUUUCACAAACAGGAAUCUAGGGACUUGUGCUAGUGGUUGAGAUUGAAGACGACGGUUUCAUGUCGCAAAAUAAUUGAAUCACAUAAGUUUCUGGUUUUGCUGUAAAAGGGACAACAACAAAAAAGGGAUAAAAAAGGGUUUGAUUUGUUAAAGCAUGAUGUUCAAUACAGUCUCUUCACCAAGUAGCCUAGCAUAAACAUUUUAUGCAAAAAUCUGUUCCCCCAAACAGAAACGAAAAAAUGACAAUGAAAUGACCUCAAAGAAGUUGUUCUCUAAUGUAUACUUAAAGAACAAGCAUGGAAUGAGUGUUUGAUGUGUAAAUCAGUUUGAAAUUCCAAAGUAGACUUCCCCCUUGAUGAAAGUGUGAAUAAUGUCAUGAUCUUUAAAGAUAGUUUGUUUAGUUAGAAGACCACACCCAUUUCCCUAGCAUAGACAUAUAUAUAUAUAAUAUGAACUGCAUGGUGGAAUUGACCUAAAACCCUAGUGAUUAGUCACCAUGGCGAGGCUAUUAAAGGAGUAUGCAAACUAAUGCCAAGUUAUUAUUUAGAAAAAAUAAUUUGAAAGAAGCUUAUUUCGGUGAAAAAAAUAUGAUUUCAGUUAUGUUACGUUUUGGUUUCAGUGUUUCUGUUUUGUAUAUUUUUUUCGAGCCAAAGUUUAAGGAAAUGGAAUGUACUUCAGUAUAUGAAUUAAUUUAUAUAAACAAUGCCAACUUUUUGUCGAUGGAAUAAGUUUGUAUAAUUGCACCAGUAAGAGUUAGACGAAUGUCGCUUCGGGUGAUAAUGACUUUUGUAUUUGAAUCUAUUAAUCGGCAGUGUGAGGAACGGACUUGGAUUUAUAAAUCAAUGGUCCAAGACCCAUAGUACGAUUCACUAUGAAUGAUGAUGGAAAAUAUGUGGAAUCUUCAAGAUGUUUGUUUAUAAGAUGUAUUAUUUUUCUUCAUUUUGUAAUUAUAUAAUGCUUGUCUAUUGUGACUGUGGCUUCUUGUACAUGUAUAAUAUGGCCCACUCUCUCCAGUGGUUGGUUUAAUUACUGUAUUGUAUAUGAUGAUGAUGAUGAUGAUAAUGAAGAUGUUAUGUCCACUAGGUGUUGGUAUAAUCAUUGAGAAAUUUAUAUUGGUGAAAUCUUAUGAAAUUGAUGGCACUGCCAAAUGGCUGCCCUGUAGUCGUCACUUAACCAUGACAUUGUGCGAUCUUAUCGAGAAUAUUUUCUGAAAAAUAUACGUGAUCUGUUUAUCUGAUCAAUGAAUUGAUUUCAUUUUUCGUGUAGAUACUUAGCGUCGCUAUGGACUUUGCUUAAAUUAUUUUUGGGAAGAAAAGGAUUUCUGUAGCAAGGGGAGUUUUUGUUCAUUGUAUUUUGAUUUUCUCUUUUCUUUUGUGUGUAGUAAGAUUUUGGAUGCCACUCACAUGUUCUGAAAAGAAAUUAAUAAAAGAGAAAUAAAAAGAAA